GAGUUUUGGAGAAGGACGGUACCUGAAGAUCUGGCUUCCUGUACUCCACUGAGGGCUGUGGUGAACAGUUUUCCCAAUUUGCUACUUUUAAAAUUUAAACAGCAGCUUUGCUUAUUGCAAGGAAAUUUGCAGUGAUCCUCGUGAGCGUUGCUUUUAAGCUGUGUUAAAUUUGUGGCCAGAGUGUCAGGCAUUUCAUACUUGGCUUCCAAAACAGAAAAAAAAAAAGAAAAGAAACAAAAGAGAGAGAAGAAAACACCGGCAUGUGGGGAAGAAAUCUCCCAGGAAUUUCUUCAAAGUUGUAGUCAGACACCGUAAAGGCUAAAGUGACAAGAAAAGCAAGGCAAAGAUACAACUUGGUAUUGUGAUAAGAUGUCUGAGUGCAAAGUGGGAGGUUGCAGAAACCUUUUGGGAUUACACAUGCUCAUCUUGUUCUGGAUAUGACAGAAUACAAGAUAGUUUUUCUCUAGUGACGGUUCAAAAAAACCUCAAGAUUAUGUUUCUCUUCAUUGUUGCUUUUUUGCCUGUGGUUUUUAAAACUGGUUUUGUCAGCCUCACAGCUCUGCAGCACUGGAACUGUCCUAAUGGAUACAGAUUAAAGACUGAAAACUCUGUUUGUAUGGAUAUCGAUGAAUGCCUUGAAGGUGGUCUGGGUACCUGUGGCCAAACCUGCAUCAAUGUUCCAGGGUCGUAUGUCUGCUCCUGUUUGCCUGGCUACACUUUAGACAUUGACAAACGAUCUUGCUAUGUGAACGAUCCUGCACCAUUCCUACUUUUUGGCCAUGGAAAUGCUAUCUUUAGAAUUGACACUGGAGGGACUAAUCAUGAAAGAUUGGUGGCUGAUACUGGUCAGUCAACGCUUAUGGAUUUUCAUUAUGCAGAAGAGAAAGUGUAUUGGGUAGACUCUGAAAGGCGACUACUUCAAAGAAUUCACCUGAAUGGCACAAAUCGAGAGAGACUAUGUUACAUAGACAAAGGUAUUUCAGGAUUUGCUAUUGACUGGAUAAAUCAAAACAUUCUUUGGGCAAAUAGGCAGAAAGCAACCAUAGAAAUGACAGACAUGAAUGGGAAAAAACGCCGAGUUCUUCUGAGAGAUAUUGGUCGUCCCACAAGGAUUAUCAUUGAUGCUGAGCAAAGGCUAUUAUUUUGGUCUUCAGAUGGCACAGUUUCCAGCGUAAACAGAGUGUCCCUCAGUGGAAGUGACAUGAGAAACAUUUUAAGAACCACAGAAAAAAUAAAGGCCAUCUCACUAGAUCUGGUUGACGCAAGGCUCUACUGGAUCCAACAUGACCACGGGAAAGAGAUUUCCCAUAUUGGAUCAUGCAACUAUGAUGGCGGAGCUGUCCGUUUACUCAAAAAUUCUGUCCGACAUCAAUUGCUUGGUAUGUCUCUCUUUGCUGAGCAUCUGUACUAUUCAGAGUUGAAAUCUGGUAUGAUAUGGAGAGCCAACAAAUAUACUGGAAAAGUUGUAGUCACAAUUAGCCUGAAGCCAUCAUUUUUUCCACCAGUGGAGAUAAAAGUGGUGCAUCCAUUUAAGCAGCCAGGUGCAAAAACAGUUUCUCAGGAUUUUGAAACAGGAACUUGUGAUUUGAACAAAGAAAAGUGCAGAAGAAGAAUCUGCAGGCCAGACUCAAGGACUCAUCACUGUAAAUGUUCUAGUGGCUUUAUUUUAAGUCGAAAUAAACAGUUUUGUGAAGAUAUCAAUGAAUGCGGCUUCUGGAAUCAUGGCUGUACUUUGGGCUGUGUGAAUAUCCCCGGAUCCUACUACUGCACCUGCCCGAGAGGUUUUGUUCUGCUACCUGAUAGGAAAACAUGUCACGAGCUGAUUUCCUGUACGAGUAAUGAUACUGACUGCAGCCAUGGUUGCCUUCAAACAUCUAAAGGGCCUGUUUGCUUUUGUCCUGAAGGAUCUAUACUCAAAACAGACAGCAAAACAUGCACGGGUUGUACAUCUCCGGAUAAUGGUGGCUGUAGUCAGAUAUGUUCUUCUUUAAGCCCAUCCUCUUGGGAGUGUGCUUGUUUCCCUGGAUAUAAGCUUCAGCGAGAUGGAAAGCGCUGCACUGCUCUAGGUCCUAAGCCAUUUUUGUUGUUUGCAAAUGGCCAAGAUAUCCGCCAGAUCAGUUUUGAUGGAACAGAUUAUGCAAGUUUACUUGACUGGCAGAUGGGAAUAGUCUUAGCGUUGGACUCUGACCCGGUGGAAAAUAAGAUUUACUUUGCACACACUGCCUUGAAGUGGAUAGAACGAGCUAAUCUGGAUGGCUCAAAUCGUGAAAAAGUUAUUCAUGAAGCUAUAGAUAUACCCGAAGGCCUUGCUGUGGACUGGAUUAACCGUAAAUUGUAUUGGACAGACAGAGGGAAGGCUUGCAUAGAAAGGAGCAAUCUGAAUGGAAUGCAAAGAAAAAUGAUCAUCUGGGAGGAUAUCUCCCAGCCCCGAGGGAUUGCCGUUCACCCAUUUGCUAAGAGAUUAUUCUGGACUGACAUGGGGGUCAAUCCUCGGAUUGACAGCUCUUCACUAGAAGGCAUCGAUCGCCAGGUUAUAGUCAGCACUGGUCUGGUGUGGCCCAGUGGAAUAGCUCUCGACUACUUAGCUGACAAGUUGUACUGGUGUGAUGCUAAGCAGUCAGUGGUUGAGAGUGCAAACCUGGAUGGCUCUGGUCGUCGAAUUCUUGCACAGAAUGAUGUAGGCCACCCUUUUGAUGUAGCAGUGUUUGAGGAUCACCUUUGGUUUUCUGACUGGACUAGGCCAUCGCUAAUGAGGGUGGACAAGAAGACCGGCCAAAGCAGGGUACGUCUUCGAGGCAGCAUGCUGAGACCCUCAUCAAUGGUUGUAGUUCAUCCUUUGGCGAAACCAGGGGCAAAUCCUUGCCUUUAUGACAAUGGAGGCUGUGCUCAGAUCUGUGAAAACAAUUUUGGAGUUGCCCAUUGCGUGUGCCAUCCAGGAUUUGGGAAAACUCAGGGUGGAAAAACCUGUCGUGCUCUGGAUGCUUCCAACACAACAGCAGGAAGUGAGGUAGUGCAGGUCACAACAUCAGAGACCUUGGUCCAGAGCACACAAAGCAGCGAGAUAUUCAAGGAUAUGGACAGUGGGGAAAAGCAGAAAAUCAGUGUUUUGUUGAUGGCUGAAAUCAUGGUAUCAGAUCAAGAUGACUGCACUGCAUUAGAAUGUGGUACCAAUGCACAGUGUGUUUUGAUGGAAGAUGGUGCUAUAUGCCAGUGUUUGAAAGGAUUUACCAGGAAGGGGAAAUCAUGCUAUGAUGUUGAUGAGUGCUCUGGAAAUAUGGACCACUGUAAUCGAAACGUGUCGAGCUGCAUCAAUACAGAAGGGGGCUAUGUCUGUAAAUGCCUGGAGGGCUACACUGGAGAUGGAGUCCAUUGCUAUGGCAUGGAAUCUACUGUAUCCCCCACUGUUGUGAGCAAUGAAUACCCUACACAGCCUGUGCAAACUGAUACUGUAGGAUGCCCUCCUUCCUAUGAGUCAUACUGCCUCCAUGGUGGAGUGUGCAAUUAUGUUUCUGAUCUACAAGACUACGCCUGCAACUGUGUGACAGGUUACGUCGGGGAGCGGUGCCAGUUCAGCGACCUGGAAUGGUGGGAGCAGCAGCAUGCUGAGCGGGCAAAGAUGCGGAAUAUCACCAUUGCAGUGUGUGUAGCAGUGCUGGUCCUCCUUCUCCUGCUGGGGUCCCUGGCUGCCCACUGCCACAGAAGUCAAAACUUUUAUAAGAAGAAUCUCUAUGCAGAAGCAAUAAGAGAUGCCAGCAGCCACACUGACAAUGAGAACGUGACACCUACUAGCAACAAGUCUCGGUUCGUGAUUGUUAAGGAGUAUAACAGUUCUCUGGAGACUAAAGUGGUUGAUCUGAUUGAGUGUGAGACAACAGAUCCUCAUCCUGCCUGUCCUUCAGAAUAUGUGGAAGAACAGCCUAUAACAUAUGACAAAGCAGCAGAGACUUUGGCAGAAGAGGAGAAAGAACAAGGCUGUCAACAAGAGGUUCCUGUUUGUGAGAAAUUGCAUCAGCCCCUGGCAGCAGUUAAGAGCCCUCCCCAGACUCCCUGGAACAUCCACCCCAACCCCUUGCAGGAACCGGAGCCCUGCAGACUCACCCCAGCCAGCCUGCUGAUGCAACCAGACUAGAAGCAGCCUGGGUUUGAACAGGAAAAAGAGGAAGGAUGAAGUCAGUAGAGAAUGGGAACUCAGAAAACACUGAAGCAACUUUCUUUUUUUUU
This is a messenger RNA of Cuculus canorus (common cuckoo), 4221 nucleotides long. It is a transcript of the gene EGF, whose product is annotated as epidermal growth factor. The coding region runs from base 494 to 4129 and encodes 1211 amino acids. The transcript has 24 exons. Lineage: Eukaryota; Metazoa; Chordata; Aves; Cuculiformes; Cuculidae. Gene Ontology annotation, molecular function: calcium ion binding. The record is from RefSeq and is a predicted model, not a curated record.